Messenger RNA from Ochotona princeps (American pika), 1068 nucleotides. RefSeq names its product small integral membrane protein 19 (gene SMIM19). Bases 295 to 642 code for a protein of 115 amino acids. The transcript is spliced from 4 exons. Lineage: Eukaryota; Metazoa; Chordata; Mammalia; Lagomorpha; Ochotonidae. The record is from RefSeq and is a predicted model, not a curated record.
GGCCCCGGUCCCCCCGCGCCUCCCGGUGCCGGAGGCCCGGCGUCACCCGGCCCCGCCUCCGCCCCGCCCCGGCCCGCCCGCACCGCGCGGGGGUGGCGGGGAGGGGCCGGCCGGAGCGCCCCGAGCCAGGAAGCCGCCAACCGCGCUCACCUGCCCUGGCCGCCCGCCCGCUCGCAGGGUCGGGGGGGCUGAGGCGCCGAGCGGCGAGGACGCAGGGCCUGUGGCUGACACCCGGUGUUACCCGGGAGGAGCUGGCGACGUGGCCUGGUCGGGGCCGCGGCCAGAGUUGAGCCUAUGGCUGCCAGUUACGGAGUGAUGGGGGAUGACAGCUCCAUGGAUUACACAGUGCACGAGGCCUGGAAUGAAGCCACCAAUGUCUACUUGAUAGUGAUCCUUGUCAGCUUUGGGCUCUUCAUGUAUGCCAAGAGGAAUAAAAGAAGAAUAAUGAGGAUAUUUAGCGUGCCUCCCACAGAAGCAGCUUCGUCAGAGCCCAACUUCUAUGACACAAUCAGCAAAAUUCGUUUAAGACAACAACUGGAGAUGUAUUCCAUUUGUAUGUUCCCAGGCUACAGCAUUGGAACACGGGCGUCUCUGAAGCCAUUGUUCUCAGGGGCAGGUGUGAUAGAUCUGCACAUUUCAUGAAUCCCAGCCUAGUGCAUAUCUUGGGACAUAGCUUGCCUGGCAAAAUCUGGUGGUUGGAGAGAGAAUUCCAAACUAAAUUCCUUUUGUGGGUCCCAGAGUUGCAAGGUUAAUGCUACAGAAGCCUAGAUCCACCCUGAGCAGCAUCAACCAUGAGUAUCCCUUUCUUGGUGAGUGAAAUUUUAGAAGAAGUUGAAGUUUUAAACCUAAGCAGUGGAUACCAUUCACAUGGACCUUCAGUCGUGCAAUAUUUUCUUUUUUUUCCUUCCAGUUUCAGGUUAAGAUGGCUUUGCAUCAAUAGACAUUUCUUAAAAGUACAAAUAAAAGACAGGAUGCCACACUUGUUUUUCCUACUGGUUUAUAUUGUUGGCAUUUAUGUUCAACAGUAAAUCUGCUAGGGUGGACAAAAACAUUGUUAUGGUGGAAAGU